Molecule: messenger RNA, 1231 nt
Organism: Pimephales promelas (fathead minnow)
Lineage: Eukaryota; Metazoa; Chordata; Actinopteri; Cypriniformes; Leuciscidae
Source: RefSeq, a predicted model, not a curated record
ACAGUUGCAAAGAGACCUUGUGGAUGUUUUGAAUGAAUUCAGGGGGGACAAUUUAGACCUGACCACCCAUGUCACUGUCGUGGCCCGCCGGAGAAGAGUGUUACAUAGUGCAUGUGUUGCUCUUCAGAAAUCCUACUUUGAAUGGCAUGAAACGCCAAACAUUGAAUUUGUUGGUGAGAUGGCCGAAGAUUAUGGUGGACCACGUCGUGAGUUUUUCAGAAUUCUCAUGAGCGAAGUGCAAUCCUCCCUUGGCAUUUUUGAGGGGAAACCUGGAAACGUCCUCUUUUCGUACAAUCAGGAUGCACUGCAGCAGAAUAAAUUCUACACAGCAGGAAAGCUGACUGCAUGGUCCAUUCUUCACAAUGGACCUGGGAUUAAAUGCCUUAAUCAUCACCUUUUCGAAAUGAUGUGUGGUCGGAGUCAGACCAUAGACCUAAGCACGUUUGAACUAGAAACUUUACAUGACACAGAUAUACAACAUCGACUGGAAAAGAUUUUACAAUGCAAGACCACAGCGGAAAUGUUGGAGGUCAAAAUGGAACUGGGGGACUGGAUUGCUGAAUGUGGGAUCCCCAACAUAUAUUCUGCAUCACUUGCUGAUUUCCCUGCUAUUUACCAACAAAUAAUCACCCACUACAUGUACCACAGGGUUUCCAGCAUGAUACAGCAGUUCAUCGCCGGAAUGAAUGCUUGUGGCAACAUGUGGCAAGUUGUCCAGAGAAACUGGGAAACCUUUGCACCACUCUUCACUCAUACAUCUAAAAAGCUGUCACGGAAUGAUGUGCGAGGACUCUUUGAUAUUAAAUGGAGUUUGCAAGGCAGCAACAAAAGAGAUCAAGAGGAGGACACCAUCUUUCUUUGGGAGUGGUGGUUGAUGUCAAUUGAAAAUAACGAACUAGAUGUUACUUUGGAGGACCUACUCAUCUUUGUUACCGGAGCAGAUUCUGUGCCCCCACUGGGUUUUCCACACAACUGUGAAAUACAGUUUUAUGAUCAAGAACCUGGAAGCCAGCGAUUUCCAUUCUCUUCCACCUGUGCCCUCAUUUUGUAUCUGCCAAGAGGCAUUACAGAAGAGGCCAUUUUUAAAGACUUAAUGCAGAUGUCCAUUAAAGGUUCUGUGGGCUUUGGAAAAGUCUGAUUAGCUUUCCCGAGGCAAUAAUGCAUGUAGGCUACAGCAAAAUGUGCCAUAAUGUCUAUGAAGACAUGUCGUUGUCCUUUCAGGUAUUCUUUA